Molecule: messenger RNA, 528 nt
Organism: Lotus japonicus
Lineage: Eukaryota; Viridiplantae; Streptophyta; Magnoliopsida; Fabales; Fabaceae
Exons: 1
Coding region: 1-528 (175 amino acids)
Source: RefSeq, a predicted model, not a curated record
AUGGUGGAGGCUCUAAGAAUUCAACUCUCUAAUUUCACUCCCAUUGAAGGCACACAAGACUCUUGGAUCUGGACAAAGGAUGAAGCUGGAAGGUUCUCAGUGAAGUCAGCUUACGCAGUCCUACAAGGUGAGGUGAGGGAACCAAUACAUAGAGUCUACCACAAACUAUGGUCACUCAAAACACCUUCAAAUGUGCUAUCUCUGGCCUGGAAAGUUCUACCAAACAGGAUUCAGUCAAAGGAAAAUCUGAGAAGAAGGAAUGCCCUACAUGGUACUUCACAGUCUUUAUGUUCCCUGUGCUCUCUUGAAGAAGAAUCCUCCUCCCACCUCUUUUUCACCUGCAUUCAGUCUUGGAAGGUCUGGUGUAAGUUGUAUCAGUGGCUAGGAGAUACUUCUGCCAUGUCAAAUGAUGGAAUUUCUCAUUUCCUUCAAUUCUUGGGAAGCUUUGCGGGAAAGGACAGAAAAAUGGGAAGGGGUUUGUGUGGCUGGCAACUAUCUGGAGUCUUUGGAACUAUAGAAAUAACGUGA